GUCAGACAGCAGUCAAUUUAAUUUUAGUUUAUUACUUAAGCUUAAAUUUGCCAAAUGGCAGCCAUUAAAAUGCAAGCUGUUGGCAGCAAGCCGCGUGCCACGCUAACUGUUAAUGCAGACGUGCGUCGUUUGAUUGGUGAGCUGUUGGUGCCACGCAUCGAGCGGCUGCAAAAGAUUCUGUGCACUCGCAUGUUGGCGGAGCCGCAGCAAGAGGCAAACACCGGCGACUGGUGGCCCGACUAUUCGCUCUACUCGCAGCUGCACAAAAUGACGGAUAUGCAUGGCUUAUAUUAUUUAACACAAAGCGUGCUGAAGGGUUUGCCCGACGAACUGCAGGCGAUUGUUUGUAAAUUACGCGACUUUAUGCAUCAGCGUGAGUUAAAGUUGCAGCUGCACGGACGUUAUCGCUUAGCUCAGAGUUUGAUAAAGGAUUUAAUUAAUUACAUCAAUUGCUGCAAUCGCAUGUGCAGCAAGCAAUUGCAACAGCGACGUUUGCACUGCGAACGCGCCGAGUCAAAGGAUACGCAGGCACGCGUCUGCUUGAAAAUCUUCGAUGAGCGCUGCUUUCUUCAGCUGCACAAACGCAUGAGCAGCUUGAAACACUUUCUACUCAACAUUUGUGAUUUAUUUGAGGUGGAACAGCUGCCGCUGCUGCCGGCGCUGGAGCCAGUCGAGUCCAUGCUGGUCGAGCCCACACCCAUACGUACUUAGCAGCGAGUUCUUCUUGCCUCUCCCGUCACUUUGCUCUCAAUCUCACUCUCAUGUUAAUAAAGCGCACAGCGCUCCCUAGCGAAUCUGUAAAAGCUUUUUAUGCUUCAAAGUCAAUAUAGUUGGCUUUAAAGUGACAACUACAGUAAACACACGCGAUGUGCAACAACAAAACUUGCAACUCUCAAUUAUCAUUAAAAACAAA
This is a messenger RNA of Drosophila busckii, 913 nucleotides long. RefSeq lists its product as uncharacterized. The coding region runs from base 55 to 711 and encodes 218 amino acids. The record is from RefSeq and is a predicted model, not a curated record. Lineage: Eukaryota; Metazoa; Arthropoda; Insecta; Diptera; Drosophilidae. The transcript is spliced from 2 exons.